AAACCAAAUACAUCAAACUAAACCUUAGAAACGAGUCAACUAUAAAAAAAAUGAUAUGCAUAAACAUAAGCUGCGGAAAAAUAAACGUGUGUGGACGGUGAAGAGAGAUUCAUGAUUCAUAUUUUGCCACCUUUAAUAUAAUCUACUUUUCUUAAGUUCUUCUCUCUAUAUAUAUAAAACACAAUUCUAAGCCAGCUAUAUUAUUAUUUACAUUAAAAAACCGACACAACUAUAGAAACAAUUUCUCACUGUUCCACUUCCUCAAACAGAGCAAAACAACCUUAGAAGAAGGAAAAAAAAACCUCAAAGAAACCAUUGAUUAAUGGCUCUAACAAAUGAAAUCAUGGGUUCAUCAUUUAUACAAAGAUCAUUAUUUCCUUCUUCAUCACAAAUUUUUCAACAGAAAAAUGGAAGAUUUUUAAUCAGUCCUGUUUUUGUUCCUUUUGGAAACAAAAAAGUUUUGAAAUUAAGAAAAUCUGCUAUGUUUCCUGUUGCAGCUAUAAGUGAAGAUUUGAUGAAAGGCUCUUCAUCUUCUUCAUCUUCAUCUUCAUCUUCUUCUUCUGUUCCUUCUGAGAAACCAGUGAAAUUCAAAGUUAGAGCUGUUGUUACAGUGAGGAACAAGAUCAAAGAAGAUUUCAAAGAGACUUUUGUGAAACAUCUUGAUUCUUUGACUGAUAGAAUUGGAAGAAAUGUUGUUCUUGAACUUUUUAGUACUGAGAUUGAUCCAAAAACAAAAGGCCCAAAGAAGAGUAAUGAAGCUGUGCUUAAGGAUUGGUCAAAGAAGACUAAUGUUAAGGCAGAGAGAGUUAGUUACACAGCUGAAUUUACAGUUGAUUCAAAUUUUGGAGAACCAGGUGCUAUUACUAUGAUAAAUAAUCAUCAACAAGAAUUUUUUUUGGAAAGUAUAACCAUUGAAGGUUUUGCUACUGGAGCAUUUCAUUUUCCUUGCAAUUCUUGGGUUCAAGCUAGAAAAGAUCUUCCUGGAAAAAGAAUUUUCUUUUCUAAUAAGGCUUAUUUACCCGAUGAUACACCUGCUGGGAUUAAAAUUUUGAGGGAGAAAGAUUUGAAAAAUCUUAGAGGUGAUGGAAGAGGAGUUAGAAAAUUAUCUGAUAGAAUUUAUGAUUAUGAUAUAUACAAUGAUUUGGGAAAUCCAGAUAAAGGACUUGAUCUUGUUAGACCAACUCUUGGAGCUUCUAAAAUGUAUCCAUACCCAAGACGGUGUCGUACUGGCCGUGGACCAAGUGAUACAGAUAUUACUUGUGAGAGUAGAAUAGAGAAGCCACUUCCUAUGUAUAUACCAAGAGAUGAAAGAUUUGAGGAAUCUAAAAAGAACACAUUUUCAGUGAAGAGGCUUAAAGGAGUGCUACAUAACUUGCUCCCUGGCCUUAAAUCAAGUCUUUCUGCUCACAAUCAAGACUUCAAUGAAUUCUCAGAUGUUGAUGGCCUUUAUAGUGUAGGGCUACUCAUUAAGUUGGGUUUGCAAGAUGAUGUUUUGAAGAAACUCCCAUUGCCUAAAAUUGUUAGCAAGAUUCAAGAAUCCAGCCAGGGUAUUCUUAAGUAUGACAUUCCCAAGAUUAUAUCAAAGGACAAAUUUGCUUGGUUGAGAGAUGAUGAAUUUGCACGUCAAGCAAUAGCUGGAGUUAAUCCUGUUACCAUUGAGAGGCUUACAGUUUUUCCACCAGUUAGUAAAUUAGAUCCUGAAAUUUAUGGUUCACAAGAGUCUGCCCUUAAAGAAGAACACAUUGUACAUCAACUUAAUGGCAUGACUGUCCAAGAGGCAAUAGAUGAAAAUAAGCUGUAUAUAAUUGAUUAUCAUGACAUCUAUCUUCCAUUUUUGGAAAGGAUCAAUGCUUUGGAUGGUAGAAAAUCAUAUGCAACAAGAACCAUAUAUUUCUUGACACCACUUGGUACUCUAAAGCCAGUUGCUAUAGAACUUAGCUUACCUCCAUCUGGACCAAACACCCCAUCAAAACGUGUAGUUACACCUGCUUUAGAUGCAACUACUAAUUGGACUUGGAUGCUUGCAAAAGCUCAUGUUUGCUCCAAUGAUGCUGGUGUGCACCAACUUGCUCACCAUUGGCUACGCACACAUGCUUCCAUGGAACCAUUUAUAUUGUCUGCUCAUAGGCAAUUAAGUGCAAUGCAUCCAAUUUUCAAGUUAUUGGAUCCACACAUGAGGUACACUUUGGAGAUCAAUGCUUUAGCUCGCCAGAGCUUGAUCAAUGCAGACGGUGUCAUCGAGUCUUGCUUCACUCCUGGUCGCUAUGCAAUGGAGAUUAGUUCAGCUGCUUACAAAACCUCUUGGCGUUUUGACAAAGAAAGCCUCCCUCAAGAUCUCAUCCGCAGGGGAAUGGCUGUUCCUGAUCAAACGCAACCACAUGGCCUAAAGCUAACAAUGAAAGAUUACCCUUAUGCAGAAGAUGGUCUUCUAAUUUGGUCAGCAAUCGAAAAUUGGGUCCAAAAAUAUGUGAGCUAUUAUUAUCCAAAUCCAAGCCUAAUAAUCAAUGAUAGAGAGUUACAAGCUUGGUACUCGGAAUCAAUCAAUGUAGGCCAUGCUGAUUUAAAGGACGAAACAUGGUGGCCGAAAUUGUAUGACAGUGACAAUCUUGUCUCGGUGCUAACAAUCUUAAUUUGGAAUGCAUCCGCGCAACAUGCCGCACUUAAUUUCGGUCAGUAUCCUUAUGGAGGGUAUGUGCCAAAUCGUCCACCGUUGAUGAGAAGGUUGAUACCUGAAGAAAGUGAUCCUGAAUAUGCAAGUUUCAUAUCUGAUCCACAAAAGUAUUUCCUCAAUGCAUUGCCUAGUUUGUUGCAAGCUUCAAAAUAUAUGGCUGUUGUUGAUACUCUUUCCACUCAUUCGGCUGACGAAGAGUAUUUAGGUGAGAGGCAACAUCCUUCGACUUGGAACGGUGAUGCUGAGAUUGUCGAAGCUUUUCAUGAAUUUUCUGCUGAAAUUGGAAAGAUUGAGAAGGUGAUUGAUAGUAGGAACAGUGAUAGGAAUUUGAGGAACCGUUGUGGUGCUGGUGUUUUGCCUUAUGAAUUGCUUGCUCCUAGUUCUGAACCUGGUGUUACAUGCAGAGGGGUUCCAAAUAGUGUGUCCGUAUAAGAAAAUGUUAGAAAGUAAAUAAAUGAGUCACAUAUAAAUCACAUUUUGCUAAAGCAUUAUGGUUGGUUGGUUUAUUUAGUAGUAGUUAUGGUAAGUGACUCAGUGGUACUUAUGAGGAUAAUUCACAAUUUGUACUUAGAUUUGAUAAAUAUUACUAGUAGAUAUUGGUGACUUAAUUAUGUAGUGUUGUAUAGCAUUAUAAGAUCAUUAUCAGUGUGUGAUUUGCACCAUUUUUCAGUUAUUGAUUGAAAAUAUUAGAAACCAAGUUCCC
Messenger RNA from Trifolium pratense (red clover), 3374 nucleotides. RefSeq names its product linoleate 13S-lipoxygenase 3-1, chloroplastic-like. Bases 323 to 3103 code for a protein of 926 amino acids. Gene Ontology annotation, biological process: lipid oxidation. The transcript is spliced from 8 exons. Gene Ontology annotation, molecular function: metal ion binding; protein binding; oxidoreductase activity, acting on single donors with incorporation of molecular oxygen, incorporation of two atoms of oxygen. The record is from RefSeq and is a predicted model, not a curated record. Lineage: Eukaryota; Viridiplantae; Streptophyta; Magnoliopsida; Fabales; Fabaceae.